This is a messenger RNA of Serpula lacrymans var. lacrymans S7.9, 165 nucleotides long. RefSeq lists its product as uncharacterized. The transcript is spliced from 3 exons. The record is from RefSeq and is a predicted model, not a curated record. Bases 1 to 165 code for a protein of 54 amino acids. Lineage: Eukaryota; Fungi; Basidiomycota; Agaricomycetes; Boletales; Serpulaceae.
AUGGGACCAAAAAUCCUUGGUGCUUGGCUGUGGCUUAUGAUGUUAGAUGAACAAGAGGUCUGUCUUCAAGCACUGUUUGAGAACUGGGCAGAAAAGGGUGGGUUAUGGUCUGCGGCUGCAUCUAAGAACCAUGGCCUUUUUGGAGUAACGGAGUACAAAGGAUGA